UCUUUGCAAUAUGAGCCGUUAAAUUUUGCUGUGCAUGUGUGUGUGAGUGUGUGUGUGUGUGAAGUGCAUACACUGAGUGAUUGUUGUUAUGGACAAAGUUUGGCAGUAUUAUCGGUGGCUUGUUCAGGAGUGGAGAAGCCAGUCGGACGUGUUUUUAACCGCGUCCUGCGAGGAUAGGGACGGACGGGAGCAGGAAAACCAAAACUGCACCUCCGCGUUGGUGUCAUGUUGAUUCUUUUAAUUUGCAGGCAAAUGUUUUUUUGUGUGUGUUUUUCCCCCCCCCAGUUGGUAUCGAUGCAAAGAAUAAAAAUUUGCAUUCGAAGUCCGGUCAAGGCCCAGCGUUUCGUAAUUUUUUUUUUUUUUUUUUUUAAAUGCAUGAUUAAGCAGGAAGGGGAGUGGAGCUUGUUUUGAGCCGCGCGUAAAAGUUAGUUCAGAGCGCCGGAUCCAGCGGCCCUAUAUCUUAGACUGUGGGAAUUUAUUUUUUCCCUCCCUCAUCUUUUAAAGUUUAAGUUAGCCGGCGUAGCUGUAGGUUUGGAGUCGAGGAGGAAUCGGUGGAUUAAUUCGUCGAGGAGAGAGGAGCGAGAGAGAGGAGACCCAUGGAGGACAGCUCGCUGUCGGAGUCUGAGGUGGAAAACAAAGGGACAAGCGGUAGAAAUGAGCCGGUCGGAAUGCCCAUAGCGUCGUCUGGUGGAUUUUCACCCAGUUCAGAGGAUCGUCACGACGGCACCAGCAAUGGGACAGCCAGGCUACCUCAGCUGGGCGGCGUGGGCCAGAGUCCCUACACGAGCGCGCCUCCGCUCUCCCACACGCCGAACUCGGACUUCCAGCCCCCGUACUUCCCCCCGCCCUACCAGCCCAUCUACCCGCAGUCUCAGGACCCUUACUCGCACGUCAACGACCCGUACUCCCUCAACUCCCUGCACGCCCAGCCGCAGCCGCAGCACCCGGGCUGGCCGGGCCAGAGGCAGGGUCAGGAGAGCGGCCUGCUGCACCAGCACCGCAGCCUGCCCCACCAGUUGUGCCGGGAGUAUCGCAGGGAAGUGCUCCUACCGUCCGGCCACGGCAUCGAUACGGGACUGUCGGACUCUAUCCCUAUCCAUGGAAUACCUCACUCUUUAGAAGACGUUCAGCCUGUUGAGGAUCAAGGAAUUCACAUUCCCGACCAGACUGUAAUUAAAAAAGGUCCAGUGUCUUUAUCCAAGAACAACAACGUCUCCGCCAUCCCCGUAAAUAAGGACGGUCUUUUCGGAGGGGUGGUUAACCCCAACGAGGUGUUCUGCUCAGUUCCGGGUCGCCUGUCCCUGCUCAGCUCCACAUCAAAGUACAAGGUCACGGUGGCGGAGGUGCAGAGACGCCUCUCGCCGCCCGAGUGCCUCAACGCUUCUCUGCUGGGUGGGGUGCUGAGGAGGGCCAAAUCCAAGAACGGAGGCAGAUCCUUAAGGGAGAAGCUGGAUAAAAUCGGCUUGAAUCUACCUGCAGGCAGACGCAAGGCAGCCAACGUCACCUUGCUGACGUCACUAGUCGAAGGCGAAGCGGUGCAUCUUGCCAGGGAUUUUGGUUAUGUAUGCGAGACCGAGUUUCCAGCCAAGGCAGUAGCUGAAUAUGUAAACCGUCAGCAUUCCGACCCAAACGAACAAGUCCAAAGAAAAAACAUGCUAUUGGCCACAAAGCAAGUCUGCAAAGAGUUCACAGACCUGCUGUCCCAGGACCGCUCGCCGCUUGGAAACUCACGGCCACAGCCCAUUCUUGAACCGGGAAUCCAGAGCUGUUUGACCCACUUCAGUCUAAUCUCGCACGGUUUCGGGACCCCGGCGCUUUGCGCGGCCGUCACGGCCCUGCAGAACUAUCUGACCGAGGCUAUCAAAGCCAUGGACAAAAUGUACCUCAACAACAACCCCAACAGUCACUCAGAUAACGGCACUAAAGGCGGAGACAAAGACGAGAAGCACAGAAAGUGAUGUUUCCAUCCCACCUCCACCGAGGGUCCAGACCCCGGGGCCCUCCUCCUGCACCGACCCACGCCCCUCCGCCUUGCCCCGGCCCCCCACCCAUCCAAUAUAAAUAUUAUAAAUACCUUAUAAAUAUUAUUGAUAAAGUUAAACGUGCCACUUCCCGAUCUUGCGCGGUUUUACAUGUUUUUUUUGUUUUUACAUCCCACUUUGGAUUCAAGGGGAAACGACGCAAGAAUCUUCUUCUUCUUCUUCCAACACCUGAACCAUAUGAAAUGUUAUUUAAAAAAAAAAAAAAAAAGGAGAAAAAAAAGAAAAGAAAAAAAAGCUGCGGAGGAACAGCUCCAGGGCGAGGAAAAAGGUGUAUUGCCUCACCCAGAGGACUUUUUAUGUACUCCCCUUAUUUUUUAUGAGCUGCAACGAAUGGACUGAAAUCCAGCGACCCCUCUAUAUCUCAAUUUUACGAUUGUGACAAAAACGAAGCUUAAGAAAAAAAAAAAGGAUGAAUUCUUAUCAGUAUUGUGAAUAAUAAACUUGAAAAACAAAGAGAAAUGCCACAGAUCUCCAUGUCAUGACUUCAGUUGUAGACUCUCUCACACUCUCUCUCUCUCCAAGCGACCAACUUGAACUUUUUGAAUUUCAACACGAUUCGCGGUUAUAUAAGGGAAUCAGUGUUCAUGUAUGUAUAUAUUUAUUUAUGUGUAAUUUAAUGGGAAUUGUAAAUAUGGUGCGUCUGUUGAAACUUCUUUUUUUUUUUUUUUUUUUUUUUUUUAAUUUAUCUGGUGCCUCCUGUUUUAGUGGGUUUGAAUAUUCGGUUAGUUCUUCAUGUGAUUUUAUGGUUCUUAGAAAAACAGAAGUUUGGGGUAUUUUUUAUUUCUCUGGGAUAUUUCAAUUCAGCCCUCUUGUAGCAUGUUGAGGCGACAUUGAAGCAAGUGAACAAAUUUAAUAGAAAUAAACUUCCAUUUCUCUCUCUAUAUAUCAUCCUUAUUCAGUUUUUUAAAUUUAUUUUUAUUUGAGACAGAGCAUAAGUGAGACCCCGAGGAGAAUUCUUUUUUUUUUGUGUUUCUAUUUUCGUUUUUAUACAAGCUUUUAUGUGUUGUGCCAAUCAGAAUACGUUUCACCUCUUGUUCUCUCCUUGAAGCACCAUAAAAGCAAUAAAUGGAAUAUUGUCUUUUUUUCAAUGUUCGAAGACAUUCAAAAACAUUUUUUGGGACCACCUGAUAUCUUGUUAUGUCCGAUAAUGUCCAAAAUUGGAGGCGGUUUUAGCUGUAUUGUAUAGACAUGUGCUGGCAAUAGUUCCUAUGCCUGUCAAUGUAUUAUAGUCCUUUGUUGCCCAGAAAAAAAUAAAUAUUUGAUACGCUUCA
Messenger RNA from Stegastes partitus (bicolor damselfish), 3313 nucleotides. RefSeq names its product transcription factor AP-2 alpha (gene tfap2a). Gene Ontology annotation, molecular function: DNA-binding transcription factor activity, RNA polymerase II-specific; RNA polymerase II transcription regulatory region sequence-specific DNA binding. Gene Ontology annotation, cellular component: nucleus. The coding region runs from base 597 to 1958 and encodes 453 amino acids. Gene Ontology annotation, biological process: regulation of transcription by RNA polymerase II; regulation of cell population proliferation; anatomical structure development. The record is from RefSeq and is a predicted model, not a curated record. NCBI's taxonomy places the organism in Eukaryota, Metazoa, Chordata, Actinopteri, Pomacentridae. The transcript is spliced from 7 exons.